AUGCCUGCUGACUGCGGAGAAGCCAGGCCGGCGGCGAGCCAGGCGUCGUGGGGCAGCUGCAGAGGUGACGCAGGCGAUCCGGACGAAAGCGGCCCAGGCCCCGCACCCGGCAUGGGCUCGGCUAAGCCUUUCGCCUGCAGCCGGGCUAGCACCAGCUGGACAGUCGACGGGCACUUGUAUAUCGCCACACAAGCAGUCCUUUCUUUGAAAGGGAGACGCAGGCUGCUGUAUUCAAUCAGCCCCACUCGGGAAGAUCAGCGAACGGCAGUCAAUAUCACAAUGGCACACGAGACUCCAGAUACUUGGCAGACACGUCAUGACGCAGGACCCCGUAUAUGUCACAGCAGUACUGUAGGCUUCCUAGAGACAUCCACACACGAGCCAUUGGCAGCUAUUUUUGCGUUCUUUUCGAAAGAAACAGAACUAGGGGAAGAUCAAGAGAAUAUCAUCAAGGGUGCAAUGCCUCGAUGGAGUAUACUUCUGCACCCUGAAAAGGCCAUCAUGCUGGACAAUUUCAUCGAUAAGACAUAUUAUGAGUCUUUUCUUUAUUGUCUAGGAGACCGGCCCGGUUCUCUGGAAUCUGAGGCCGAGGAAUUUACCCACGUCACAUGUCUGUAUGAAUCAAGCUCCUGUGUAAGGGAUGCCCCAGCUGGUCCACUGCAGCUACCUAGACAAAGGUACAUUCAUUCUGUUCCGUCGCCCGGGGAUGUCGGAUUCCCAACUCGGUUGGCCCAUGUCGGGCCCGUGACCCGGGUCCGUACCCGAAACCCGGUCCCGAGAUCCUUACUUAACCGACCCCAGAGGCCAGCCUGCCGUUCCUACAUUUCCCGACGCCGUAGAUACCCGAGGAGUAGUCAGCGUACGGAGUACGGAGUAGUCCGUACAGAGAGUUGA
This is a messenger RNA of Rasamsonia emersonii CBS 393.64, 894 nucleotides long. RefSeq lists its product as uncharacterized. The record is from RefSeq and is a predicted model, not a curated record. The transcript is spliced from 5 exons. NCBI's taxonomy places the organism in Eukaryota, Fungi, Ascomycota, Eurotiomycetes, Eurotiales, Trichocomaceae. Bases 1 to 894 code for a protein of 297 amino acids.